AAAGAAUACGUGUACCUUCUAUAGUUGAAGAAUUGCGAUAUUUCCGUACACCAUGCUACCAUGAGUUCUACAUGAUCUGUGUGAGCGAUGCGUCGAAAGUUUAUGACGUUUGACAGUUGGACAAUAAAUGCAAGAAAUAACAUCUGAAAAAUACAAUGAAUGAUUAUAAAAUUCCGAUAAUCGAGCCUACUAUCGAUUACACGAAGGUUCCAGCAAUUAACCAGAAAAGGACAAUAUCGUUUAUUAAUCACUUUAUUGUGCAUACUGUUACAUUCCUGAAUAAAUUUGUACUAUCCUGCGAGGAAAGAUUAUUUGAAUUUGAAAAUAAGUUGCAGAGAAUUGAAGCCUCUUUAGCAAUUUUAGAAUCUUGGUUAUCAUCUGUUCCUGAUCUGGAACAGAGUAAUCAAGAAAACACGCAAGGUCCUGUAGGAAGUACUACAGAGGAAAAGCAGAGUACAUCAAAAAUAGAUGAACCUGAUGCUACUACUCAAGAGGAGCCUAAAAAUAUUCAGACUGAGGAACAACCUGUAAAUAAAGAUCCCCGUUAUGAAAAGUAUUUUAAAAUGUUACAUUUUGGUGUAUCGAAAGGAGCAGUUAAAUUACAGAUGCAACAUGAGGGAUUGGACUCGUCUAUAUUGGAUGAUUCCCAGCAUAUAGUUUCUAAGCCGAAGUCUACAGAUAAUGGUGAGAAUGAAGGAGAUUAAAUGAUUAGUUGUAUUCAGGUGUUAAGGAUAAAAAAUAUUUUUGCAUUAUAAGACAAUUAAUAAAAUAAACUAUACAAAUUCCAAAA
Messenger RNA from Nomia melanderi (Alkali bee), 790 nucleotides. It is a transcript of the gene CCDC53, whose product is annotated as Coiled-coil domain containing 53. Gene Ontology annotation, cellular component: WASH complex. Gene Ontology annotation, biological process: actin filament polymerization; exocytosis. NCBI's taxonomy places the organism in Eukaryota, Metazoa, Arthropoda, Insecta, Hymenoptera, Halictidae. The record is from RefSeq and is a predicted model, not a curated record.